UCACCAAGUAAAACAAGCCGCAAAAUCAAUCAAAGAAUCUAUUUUCUGGGUUUCCAAUCCUAUUGAUCUCUUUCUUGGGCUGGUUUAUCUUCUGUGACCCUAGGUGCACCAAACCAUGGCAGCAUUCAGGACAACUGGUUAUUUGAAGCAGCUAGCUAGCCGCUUAAGAGAAAGCGCGACAUAUGCCACUUCAACCCAACCAAAAAUGAAGGCAUAUGCCCCCACAGCUGAUUUGGGGUAUGUGGAAGAAAGCAGUCAUGUGAAAAAAGCACGGAAGGGGGACUUCAUCCCCGUCUAUGUGGCAAUGGGGAUGAUAGCACUGUCAACCACCCUGGGGCUGCGCACGGCGUCGCAGGAGCUGAUGCACUCGCCCCAAGUGCGCGUUAAGAAGAAGCUGAGGGAGACUGUGCCGGAGGUGGAGGAACCCGACAGGAUAAUAAAUGAAGCUGAUAACUUCAUAAAGAAAUCGUUUUUCAGGAAGGUAGCUCACAUCCGGGAUUUCCACCAUAGUCAGCCGGUUCCAGAUACCAUCCAGAAGGAUUGUUUUGUUCAUAUGAAGCGUAAGGCUGAAACUCUGAAAACUGUUGGUGUUGAUCCCAAACGUCGUGUCCUGGAUCAUUGAUAAGCGUGAUCCUGUUUCCUUUCCCCAAAAAAAAUAAAAAAAAGAAGGUUGUUCUGUUGCCUUUACUCUCUGUUUUCAGUUUUACCCUUUUGGGUACAUCUUAGAAAAGAGAGGAUGAAGGAAAUAAUUUCUGGAUUGUCCAGGAAACAUGAUUGUAAAUAGAAUAAUGGUUUGGUUGGUAUGAUGGUGUUUGUCAUCUUUUAUGAAAUACAAAAUCAGGUGGAUAAGGAUGGGACCACGACCAUGACGGUCUUCAUGGAUUGUAAAAAA
Molecule: messenger RNA, 892 nt
Organism: Rubroshorea leprosula
Lineage: Eukaryota; Viridiplantae; Streptophyta; Magnoliopsida; Malvales; Dipterocarpaceae
Source: the annotation of a GenBank genome assembly